AUGUCUAGAGCUGUGAGGUGUGGUGCUAAUAGCUGUGGUGAGAUUGGUGCAAUUGCUUUGGGUGCAAUUGUGGUGGAUGUGCACGAUGGGGAGUGUGAGCCUAUCGGAAUGUCACCAUCCGAACUGUUCAAGUUGUUAGUUCGGAGCCGAGACGAAAAGACUUACAGAGUUGUUGUUGAACAAGGGGUGCUUCGAUGGCUCGACAAUGCCCCAGCCGCGCCGAAGCCCGGCAUGAUGGACGAGACGGAAGCGGCUCUUUGGGACGCGCUGGAUAAGAGCAGUCUCCAGCAGACUGUCGUAAGCGAGGAAUCGUUCCAACGGCUAGGCUGCAAGAUCCGUUCAUCUCAGGGUAACGUGUACACUCAAGUCAAAUGUAAGGUCGUAGACUGCAACCCAUUCUAUCAACUUUGCUUCCCGGCAAAGCUGGAGGCGUGCCAAAGGGAGGCGGGACGCCUGAGCGAGCGCCUUGGUGCAUUCAUAACCGCGCUGGAUGAGGGACGUUUUGAUUUUGACACCUUCGACAGUUGA
Gregarina niphandrodes is the source of this 528-nucleotide messenger RNA. RefSeq lists its product as hypothetical. NCBI's taxonomy places the organism in Eukaryota, Apicomplexa, Conoidasida, Eugregarinorida, Gregarinidae. The transcript has a single exon. The record is from RefSeq and is a predicted model, not a curated record. Bases 1 to 528 code for a protein of 175 amino acids.